GGCACCACCACCAGUAAAGAGGAGGUCACAAGGGCACGUGGGUUGCAGAUUCCCUCUCUCUUUCUCUUCGGGUUCUGAUAAUAAAAACUACUGAGCGACUUUCCAGUAAUACCGUUGAGUCCCAACCUCCCUCAUCCAGCUGUGCAAUAGCUGUCCAAUCUCCCCCCAUGUGACCCCACUGCACAUCCACAAGGGGAGGGAGAUGGAGAGAGAGAGAGAGAGAGAGAGAGAGAUUGUUCCUGAGAGAUUUAUCAUCAUCAACAAGCACAGAUCGAAAAGGGGGGGAAUUUGAUAAGAAUAAGAAACCAGAGCCCCUUGAAAGACUAUGAUGAUGUUUUCUUCCUGUUGGUGUCCUUGCUUUUCUUCUGCAGCAACGACAUUCUCUCUCUUUUGAGUGUAUUUAUAUGGAGCUCCCUUAGAGAUCAUCAUUUGGUUUGGUUCUUUGUGUCAGUUGAAUUUCAUUCCCUUUUUCCAGUUCCCCUCAAUCAGUGUCCUUCCUGAUCCUAAACAAAACAUCAAGCACACCACCCACGUAACCUUUCUUAGGGAUUGGUGUGGUGUGUGUGGCUUCUCUUUUCGUUUUCCCAGUUUUGGUCCUUAAAUUUUUGGAGAAUUUGCGACCAAAUUUGAUCAGUUGGGUUGUCUUGCCGUUAGCAUUUGCUGGAUUGUGGGUGGCAUUGUGGCAUUUUGAUUUAUACAAUGGCACAAUUGCCUCCUAAGAUCCCAAACAUGACCGCCAAUUGGCCUGACUUCUCUCUCCACCACCAGAAGUUCCCCUUCAUGGGGUCUCAUCAAUCACCCCCUGUCCUCAAUCCGGCCGCCGCUGCCGCUGCCCAGAACAACAACCCUUCUUGGGUUGACGAGUUCCUUGACUUCUCAGCUGCACGCCGCGGGUCCCACCGCAGGUCCGCGAGCGACUCCAUCGCCUUCCUCGAGGCCCCGCUGCUCGAGCAUUGCCGGAACUCGAGCGCGCCGGGGUCCGGCACCAAUAGCGGCCACAACCACCACGACUUCGAUCGGUUCGACGAUGAGCAAUUCAUGUCCAUGUUCAAUGAUGAGAUCUCCCCAUCGGCCGUGGUUGUCCCCCACACAGGGUCGUCAUCGAACCCUUCAUCACCGUCCGAUCACAACAGCAUCAACGAGGAGAAGCAGGCGGAUCAGAAGCAGCAGCAGCAGCCAAAGAAUGAGCCUGAGGAAGUGCAAAGCCCCUGCCAAUCUGACUCACCGGCCACCACUCCACCCAAUUCAAACCCGGCCAAUUCUUCUGAGAGGAUCGUUGAUCCCAAAAGGGUCAAGAGAAUCUUAGCAAACAGACAAUCUGCUCAAAGAUCAAGGGUGAGGAAGCUGCAAUACAUAUCAGAGCUCGAACGUAGCGUCAACUCGUUGCAAGCCGAAGUUUCAGUGCUGUCCCCAAGGGUUGCCUUCUUAGACCAUCAACGCUUGCUCUUGAACGUGGAUAACAGUGCUCUCAAGCAAAGAAUCGCAGCAUUGGCCCAAGACAAGAUCUUCAAAGAUGCACAUCAAGAAGCAUUGAAGAGGGAAAUAGAGAGGUUGAGGCAAGUUUAUCACCAGCAAAGCCUGCAGAAAAUGGAAAACAAUAACGGCAACAACAUUAACAGCAACAACAACAAUGCAACCGCACCAUCUCCUCCUCCUCCUCCUCCACCUUCAUCCUCUGAACCCAACAAUCCUCCAUUGGAGAACAGUAAGGAGCAGCUCCUCAGCGCUUGACUUUUUUGACUCCUGUCCCAGCUUUGUACCUUAACAUUAUUAUCAUUAUUCCCUCGACAGUCUAAUUUCCCCCCAAACAAAAAAAAAGGACACAGAGAGAGAGAGAGAGAAAUUAGCCUCCCAAGUUCUACUCUUUUGUCUCCUUGAACUUUUUUAACAUAAAAUUACUUCCUUCCAUCUAAUUGGGUAUCCAUAUCCACAUCUAUAUUUAUGGAAGAAAAGUUGGAGUUCAUGCCAGCCAGCUUUUUCCUGGUGUAUUCAUUGAUUUUUAUGUAGAAAUUCCAUGUGUUAAGCCAACUUGAGGAAGAGGGUGGUGUGUUGUGGGAAGCCUCUUGAUGGGGCUCGCCUUCUCUCUCUCUCUCCCUCUCUCUUGCUCUCCCUUUCGAUCUGAUGAUGAUCUGUGGAUUCACGUGAUGUGUCUACAUCUUGUGGGGACCGAUCAAAGACGACAUGAUUGGAGGUCAGAGACAAACACGUGCAGCUGUGAUUGAAGUGAAGAAGAAGAAGAAGAAGGAAAUGAAAAAGAAAAUGGUGAUGCUCUCUGGAGUUGUAAAAUUAAAAAAAAAAGG
Syzygium oleosum is the source of this 2300-nucleotide messenger RNA. Its product is annotated as basic leucine zipper 34-like. Bases 700 to 1731 code for a protein of 343 amino acids. Lineage: Eukaryota; Viridiplantae; Streptophyta; Magnoliopsida; Myrtales; Myrtaceae. Gene Ontology annotation, cellular component: nucleus. The record is from RefSeq and is a predicted model, not a curated record. Gene Ontology annotation, molecular function: DNA-binding transcription factor activity; DNA binding. The transcript has 4 exons. Gene Ontology annotation, biological process: positive regulation of DNA-templated transcription.